UUUUGAGUCCCUCAAGGCGGGAGUCCGGUGUAACAACUUUUCAUACAAACAUGGCAGCAGCACGAUCAGGAGAAGAUCCGGGCACCAGCAAUGAUUCAGUACUUGAAUUAGGAGCUGUGCUGCUGAGGGAGUUCAUUUACGAGCGACUCCGUCGUGUUGGGAUCAAUGUAUUGCGGUCCGUACUGGGCGGGAGCGAGCCGAGCGACCCCACCGUUAGAGAACUUGCUCAAUGCUUCCAGCAGAUUGCAGAACAGCUGGAUGGCGACGAAGACCUACAGAGAGUCCGAUGGAACAAGGAGGAAAAUCCCACUUUCGUACCAUAUUCUCUCUCUCGCUCUCUCACUCUCAGAGUCCUUGACAGCUCAACACUGCAGCCAACUAGAGAAACGUUUGUGAGGGUGGCGAAUGAGCUUUUUAGGGAUGGGACUUUUUCCUGGGGCAGAGUGGUGUUGCUGUUCUACCUAGCUGGUCAACUUGUGAUCAAGGCUAUCGAGCAGAAAAUGACAGACCUCAUCAAAAACAUCAUCGAAUGGACUCUGGACUACCUGCGGGAACAUGUGGUUGACUGGAUUAGGGAACAGGGAGGCUGGGGGGUGAUGUGUUCCUUCUUUGGCACUCCUACCGGUCAGACUGCCUGCAUCCUUCUGGCUGCUGUCCUGGUCAUGCGCAGGUUGUGACAGAGAAUGGACAGGUCCCUGCUAAUGUAUAUGCGGUUUAUGCACAGAUUAUCUCUCCUCUGGGACAUGACCAAGAACAAAUACAUUUCUCUGUCUGUAUGGAAAAUGGAGCCCUUUUGGAAGCAUGACUACUUUACAGAUUACUUUCUGAUAAUUCUUGUCUGAGCCUGGGAUUCUCUGUGCUGAAUCUUGGGGCUCAUUAAAGUUCAAGGGACAUGUUUCUGCAGAGAAAAUGGCACUUGGUGGUGGUUGUUGUUGUGUUUUUUUUGUUUGUUUGUUUGUUUGUUUUAAACCUUUGACACGCUUUGGUCGUGGAAUUAGUUCAAAUAAAAAGUUCAAAUAAACAGUUUAGCAACACCCAAAAA
Ictalurus furcatus (blue catfish) is the source of this 1042-nucleotide messenger RNA. Its product is annotated as apoptosis regulator BAX-like. The record is from RefSeq and is a predicted model, not a curated record. The coding region runs from base 51 to 677 and encodes 208 amino acids. Gene Ontology annotation, cellular component: mitochondrial outer membrane. The transcript has 6 exons. Gene Ontology annotation, molecular function: protein homodimerization activity; channel activity; protein heterodimerization activity. Lineage: Eukaryota; Metazoa; Chordata; Actinopteri; Siluriformes; Ictaluridae. Gene Ontology annotation, biological process: mitochondrial fusion; intrinsic apoptotic signaling pathway in response to DNA damage; release of cytochrome c from mitochondria.